AUGGACGUAUUUGGGGGCGCACCACGCUUCCUGGCAUAUCCCAGGCAAGUUGGUGUGCUAAGCGGUACUGAUGCAGUCCUGAAGUGUCAAAUCGGUGGAGAUCCGAGACCAGCAGUCAUAUGGGAGAGGAACAAUGAGAAGAUCGACCCACAAGGACGAUAUCGUGUCUUUGAGGAUGGAAACGUUUACAAUCUGAUCAUAACCGGCGUUACGAUUGAGGAUAGUGGUCAGUAUAUGUGCAAAGCAAAAAACAGCAUUGGUGAAACAUACGCAGCGGCAACACUGAAGGUGGAAGGCGAGGCACAAGAGCUGGAGUUGAGAGAGGAGAACAAACCACGUUUCCUCAUCAAACCUCUAUCCACUCGAGCAGGUCGAGGAGAAGAUGCUGUCUUCUCCUGUAAGCUAUGGGGAAGCCCACGACCAGAGGUGACCUGGGAAAAGGAUGGCAGAAAACUCAGCGAAAUAUUUGAAAGCACUCACUUCAGCGUGGGUUACCAGGAUGGAGGAUGGUUCCAGCUUAAGAUCUUUAAGACUCGCGCGCCUGACGGAGGGGUAUACACGUGUAAAGCAAGGAAUGAAUUUGGUGAAGCUUUGGCAGGAGCCGUGUUGCUUGUUGAUGCGGGACCUGGACACGAAGAAGACGGAAACCGCAACGGGUACACAAAUGGACACAGAAAAUCUCACCAAGGAAAACAGAGGAUCAGGCAUAUGCCUAAUCAACACAGAGCCGACAUGACAACUAAGUCCACAAGGGUAAAAAUGUUUGCAGUGACAGAAGGGAAACAUGCAAAGUUCCGCUGUUUUGUAACAGGAAAACCCAAACCGGAAAUUAUUUGGAGAAAAGACGGCAGACUGAUACUGUCUGGAAGGCGCUAUUUGUUAUACGAGGAUCGAGAAGGAUACUUUACACUCAAGGUUCUGUACUGUAAGCAGAAGGAUAACGGUGUCUACGUGUGUGCUGCUUCAAACACAGCAGGCCAAACCCUAAGUGCUGUACACCUCUCUGUAAAGGAGCCACCUGUACGGUUCAAGCAGCCCCUUAUUGAUCUGGAGGUAUGGGAGCGGGACUUGGCAGUUCUCGAGUGUGAAGUUCCAGAGGACUCUGUCCCAAUCACUUGGUAUCUGGAGGAUCGACGAUUACAGCCAGGAGCCAAGUAUGGAAUGGAGGAAUGGGGAACAAAACGCAGACUCACAAUCCGCGACAUUGGAGUAGAUGAUGACGGGAUUUACCUUUGCGAAAUGCCUGACGGUGGACGAAGCAUCGCCGAGGUAGCAGUAAAAGGUCCAAUUAUGCGGAAACUUCCAAGGAAAGUUGACGUUUUGGAAGGAGAGAAUGCCGCCUUUUGUGUUGAAGUGGAAAAAGAAGAGAUGGACAUACACUGGUACAAAGAUGGCGUGGAGCUGCGUGAAACACAUCAGACCAUCUUGAAAUCCUUUGGGCGAACUCACAUUCUGGUUUUUGUCAACACAAUGCCACAAGACUCAGGCUCUGUGACUUUCUUUGUGGGGAGAUCCAAGACUUCCUCACAGCUCAGAGUGAAGGCGGCCAAACAUUGUCCUCCUAGUUGUCCAGUGGGAGUGCAGAUCAAUACAGAGCGUGCAAAUGCAGCGCUUCUUUCAUGGACUCCAGCCCAGGACUCGCGCAAGAACCCUCCUUCCGGUUAUGUACUGGAGCGGCAAGAAGUGGGGACAGGUUCACAGGAGUGGGUACAGUGUCUGACCACUGACUCGGCCACCUCAGUUGAAAUCCUUGGUGAUAGCGUGCCUUGCGAGGCAGAUUAUCGAUUUCGCAUCUGUAGUGUCAACAAAUACGGAAAGAGCAACAAUGUGGAGUUCCCUAAAGCGGUACACUUAGUUCCAGUAGCCAGGAUACAAACCCCUUUACAAGACGCACUUGUUCCAGAAGGACAAGAUGCAGUAUUCACCAUUGAAUUAUCUGCAUCUGUUAUUGGCUCGUGGUUUUUAAAUGGCACGCAACUUCAAGAUGACGAGCGAUUUUCCAUGCGUCGCUCGAGAACACACCAGUCUCUUCGAAUCCAAGGGGUUCGAGACAAGGAAAAUGGAGCGGAAAUAACAUUUGUUGCAUACGGCAUACGGGAUUCAGCUGCGUUGUACAUUCAGGCUCCUCUCGUCAAGUUUUCAAUAAUGUCAGAAAUGGACCGAAACAAAUUUGUUGAAAUUGGGAACCCCAUCGUACUCUACUGCGAGCUCUCAGACCCUGCGGCUCCAGUGCACUGGUACAAGAACGGGAUGGAAUUACAGACAACAGAUGGUCUUCACAUCCAGUCAGAGGGUACCAUGAGGAGGAUUGUCAUCCAGUCAGCAGAGUUCUCACAUUCAGGAGUGUACUGCUGCGACGCCAUUGAUGAUGUCAUAAGGUUCAAUGUGGAAGUUGAGGCCCCGCCGAUAACGUUUGCCGACAUCUUAGAAGAGGAGCUUUUUAAAAGCGUGGUGGAGAAAUCACAGCUCAGGCUGUCGUGCGAAGUGUCGAGAGACGACGCAGUUGUCCAGUGGUACAAGGACGGAGCUGAAAUCCAACCUAGCGCCAAUAUUACAAUACAAGCUGAAGCGACAAUGAGACAUCUCGCAAUUGAGUCUGCCCAGUUGGUUGAUUCGGGCAUAUAUACAUGCCGCGCAGGAGACAACGCUGUAGUGUUCAAGGUCAACAUUCGAGAACCUCCGGUGAUGAUCGUAUUCCCCAAGGAGGAUGUCCACCUUGACCGUCAUGUCCCUGAUGAAAUUAUUCUCAGCUGUGAACUGUCCCGUCCAAAUGGAGUGGUGAGCUGGUACAAAGAUGGCCAGAAACUCCAGAAAAGCGAGAACAUCAAACUCAAAGUAGAAGGCCCUUAUCGACGACUGAAGAUUCUGAAAAGUGGUGUUGAGGAUUCUGGAGAAUAUGUUUGUGAUACAGCUGACGAUUCAAUAUUCUUUAACCUCACUAUUACAGAACCUCCAGUGCGGAUUGUAUCCCCAAGUCAGUCGCAAAUGGAACUGUGCCAGCAAACGUCAGAGAGGAUGGUACUGAGCUGUGAGAUUUCACGGCCAAAUGCGGUGGUCCGUUGGUACCGAGAUGGACUCGAGGUAGAGGAGAGCGACAAUCUCAUUCUCGAAGUAGAUGGAGUCUACAGACGACUCAUCAUACCUGAAACCACAGUUAAAGAUUCCGCUGAAUAUGUUUGUGACACUACAGAUGAGUCCAUGACAUUCUUUGUAAAUAUAGCUGAGCCUCCUGUUCGUUUUGUCCGUCGACGAAAGACUGUCAACAUACACGAAAAAAUGGUUAAUGAAACCUUGGUUCUGGACUGUGAGGUGUCAAGGCCAAAUGCUGUGGUUUUCUGGAAGAGAAACGGAGAAGAAGUAGAAGACUCCAAAAAUGUCACCAUUGUUGAAGAUGGCGUAGCUCGUCAAUUAACCGUUCAUUCACUGGCUUUAGCAGAUGCGGGAUUAUAUAUCUGUGAUGCAAAAGAUGAUGUGAUGGAUUUUCAUGUUAAAGUGAAAGAUGUGCCUGUACAAAUUAUUGGGAAAACCAAUGCCAAAACAGAAAAGCAAUUCCUAGUGUCUGAUGACAUUAUUCUAGUGUGUGAACUGUCCAGACCAAACGCAGCUGUCAAUUGGUAUAAAGACAAUCAACCGAUAGAUAACACUGAACGGUACUGCAGUGAAGAGCAGGGUGUUUUCCGAUCAUUGGUUGUCCUCAGUGCUUCACUCGAGGAUUCAGGGGAAUACUCUUGUGAUGCUGGGGAUGAUAAGAUGGUAUUCCAUAUCACAGUUGCAGAGCCUCCAGUCAGGAUUGUUGGAAAUUCUGGACAUCCGGAGCAUCACAUUUUACUAACAGGAGAAGAACUUAUUUUAGAGUGUGAGGUGUCCAGGUCAAAUGCUACCGUUCAGUGGCUCUGGAAUGGUGACAUACUCAAACCAGACACCCGCGUUAAAAUCUACAGCCAUGACGUUAUGAGGAAGCUUGUUCUUUCUGGACUUCAAUUGUCAGACUCUGGAAAAUAUGUUUGUGAUGCCGGAGAUGACAAGCUGAUCACAAUUGUUGAAGUGCAGGCCCCCCGUGUUGUGGAGUUCAUUGCGGAACUCCGUAACAUCACGGUUUGUGAAGGGGAAGACGCAGUAUUUAAGUGUGUGGUCUCACCAGCGGAUGCUCAGUUCAUGUGGCGCCUGAAUGGCAAACAGGUAGCACUGAAUGAGCGCACUGUUGUUUCCAGCAGUGGACUCUGCCACAUGCUUUGUAUCCGCAACUGCAUGGUUUCAGAUAGCGGCAUAGUGACAGCUGAUGCCGAGGGAUUGAUAUCAAAGUGUGAACUCCAGGUUCAAGAAAGGCAGGUCGUUUUCACCAAGAAGAUGUUGCCAGUUACAGCUGAGGAACUCGGAGAAGCGACCCUCGAGGUCGAGGUGAGCCUCCAAUCGAAGGAAGUGCAGUGGAUGAGGCAAGGGGUACUGAUACACCCCGGGGCCAAGUACACCCUGAAACAGAAGGGCCCCAAACACAGCCUCACAAUUCACAAAUUGGCCAUGUCCGAUCGCGGCACCUACAGCUGUGAAACCCUCCAUGACUGCACGCAAGCCCAACUCACAGUGGAACCUCGAAAAAUCACAAUCAAGAAAGGUCUGUCAGACAUAAAAACCAUGGAUCGAGAGACGGCCACUUUUGAAGUCGAACUCUCCCAUCCCAAUGUCUCCGGCACCUGGUGGAAAAAUGGAAACCAGCUUAAACUGACGAGUCACUUCCGCAUGACGGCCAAGGCAAACGUCCACAGCUUGACUAUUUCAAACCUCUCGGUAGAAGACACGGCCACCUACAUGUUCUGUGUGGAGAAGCUGAAAACAUCUGCGAGGCUGGUUGUCAAGGAACCUCCGGUGACAAUUUUUCGAAAAUUAGAGGACCAGAAAUUCCCCGAGGGAUCAGUCAUCUCUAUUGAGUGUGAACUGUCAAGGCACAAUGUGGAUGUUAAAUGGAUGAAGAAUGGCAGUGAGGUAAAGCCUGGCAAAAAUGUACGCAUUCACGCCAUUGGAAGGAAACGGUUCCUUCAGAUCACCAAAUGUAUUGUCAGUGACUCGGGCAUGUACACUUGCGAUGCCGGAGACGUGGCUACAAGCGGCACUGUGGAAGUCUAUGAACGGGAGCUGCUGGUCAUACAAGGCCUGGAGGAUUUAAACAUCGCGGAAGAUCAGAACGCCGUAUUUGUUUGUGAGAUCUCAGUGGAGGACGUGCCAGGAGAAUGGUACAAAAAUGGGGCGAUGAUUCAUCCGACCAGUACCAUCAAGACCAGACAGGAAGGGACCAAACACUUUCUUCUCAUGUGCAAUGUACGACCAGAGGACUCUGGUGAGAUCAAAUUUGUUGCCAGACAUUUAACCUCUGUUGCUAAACUGCAGGUGAAAGAAAUUCCCCUGAGCAUCGUUAAACCUCUGCAGGACAAGACGGCACUGGAGAAGACCCGCGUGAUGUUAGACUGCACUGUGUCCAACCCGCGAUGCAGCAUCCGCUGGUACAAAGGCAGCAACGUCAUCCUGCCUUCAGAACGUUUUGAGAUCAGCAGCGAGGGUUGCUACCGCAAGCUGAUCAUCCAGCAGGUGGUGCUCGACGAUGCGGGCACCUACAGCAUGCAGGUCGGGCAGUACACGUGCUCGGCAAAACUGACCGUGGAGGCUCAGACUGUGCUGAUGGUCCGAGAGCUGCAAGACGUGGAGGUCACGGCACCCGGUGAAGCCUGCUUGGAAUGCGAAGUGUCUGUGCCUGUUCAGAAGCCGCCAACCUGGAGCCUGAACGGGGAAACUCUACACCCGUCGGCUCAGGUGCGCUUGGAGAAGCUGGGCACGGUCCACAAGCUGAUCCUCAGGCAAACCUCCACUGGUAUGAGCGGAGUUGUGUGCUUCGCUUGCGGAAAAGCCAAGAGCUCAGCUCAACUGCGAGUGUUGAGUAAGUGA
Messenger RNA from Nerophis lumbriciformis (worm pipefish), 5934 nucleotides. The record is from RefSeq and is a predicted model, not a curated record. NCBI's taxonomy places the organism in Eukaryota, Metazoa, Chordata, Actinopteri, Syngnathiformes, Syngnathidae.